GCGGGGCCCCAGAAGACUUAGUCAGUCCAUUGCCGUUGCUACAAAAGACCACUGAGCGGACGGCCAAGGGGGACGGUCGAUCAGAACGUGUUUGUGAUCCAGCCAAGUACAGAGCUUAGUCUAACGUGCCCUUGCUCACCCGAACCCUGCAACAUGUCAGCCUCGGCUUUUGGCGCACUGGUAGAGUUCCAGAGCUCAGCUUCUAUCGCCAGUCCUGCUGCCGUUGUGCGCCGAGAUAAGCAAGGCAUCGCACAUACCCCAUCCGAUCAUGAAUUGGUGGAGCUACAGCAAGGGCGCCAACAGCCUGUCACCGGUGUAUCAUCGAAUACUGCCACCGAUGUGCAGACUUCCAUCACCCCGGGUGAACUUGAAAGUCACUCAGCCUCUCCUGGAGAAAAUGAGGCUUCCGGUCCGGCUCCGACUUUCAGCAACCCAUCGAAGACCAAAUGGCGCUUCUUGAGUACCUGUUUGAUGAAUUUUGCGCAGGGAUUGAACGACAGCGCCCCUGGUGCUUUGAUCCCUUACAUGGAGAAAGAUUACAGUAUCGGUUAUGCGGUCGUAUCUCUGAUCUUCGUUACCAAUGCCCUUGGCUUCAUACUCGCAGCCUUGGUCACACAUCCACUGGAAAUGAAGCUUGGCCGCGCCAAGUGUUAUGCUCUAUCCAUGAGCUUGCUGGUGGCCGGAUUCGUGAUCAUCAUCUGCAAACCUCCAUUUCCUGCGGUCGUUGCAAGUUUCUUCCUUCUUGGACUGGGGAUGGCUGUCUGCCUGGCGUUGAACAAUGUUUACUGCGCGAACCUCGCCAACAGUACCGCGGCUUUGGGUGGUCUUCAUGGGUCCUAUGGGGUUGGUGGCGUAGUGGGACCGCUUGUGGCUACUGCUAUGGCAUCGCAUGGAGUUCGUUGGUCCCUUUUCUACAGCAUUAAUCUCGCGCUAUCGUUGUUCAACCUGGCCUUUGCUGUAUGGUCGUUCUCGAAUUAUGAGAAAGAGCUUCCAGCACAGCUCCUGGGCGCGUUACAGCAGACUGCAUCCCGACAAGCGAACGGCGGCGACUCCGUGAGCCGGAGCCGUCUCCUCAAGCAAGUGGUCAAGGACAAGACGACCCUGCUUGGGGCUUUGUUUAUCUUUGCCUAUCAGGGCGCCGAGGUCUCAAUCUCUGGAUGGGUAGUGUCGUUCCUCAUCAGUUAUCGUCACGGAGAUCCGUCACACGUCGGUUAUGUCAGUGCCGGCUUUUGGGCUGGCAUUACUCUCGGACGCUUCUUUUUAUCGCAUCCCGCCCACUUUAUUGGGGAAAAGCUUUCUGUCAUUCUCCUUGUGCUCGGGUCCAUCGCAUUUCAGCUUAUGACCUGGCUCAUUCCGAACAUCAUCGGGGACGCCGUUGCUGUCGCGAUCGUGGGUCUUCUCUUGGGCCCCGUUUACCCUUGCGCCACUGCGGUAUUCAGCAAGUUGCUGCCCCGGUCGAUGCAGACGUCGAGCUUGAGUUUCAUUAGUGCACUGGGAAGCAGCGGGGGAGCCGCGUCACCCUUCUUUACAGGUUUGUUGGCCCAGAAUGUGGGCACUUACGUUCUGCAUCCGAUCUGUAUCGGACUGUAUGGAGUGAUGCUUGUGGCCUGGGCGUCUCUUCCGCGCAUUGCAAAGAGGUCGGAGUGAUUCCUCUUUCAAAGUCAUCAUACCACUCUAUGCUUUACAAAGGCGUGUUGUGCUGCGACUUCAACUCUCGCAGUGGUAUUCUUGCUCAAAUUGUCAAGGCAUUGAGCGGAUGUACAUCUUGUGGUGUUGGAGGUGAAUCAUAAUGGCAAGGUGGAAGGCGGGUGGCAGAUGACCAUUGCGAUACAGUUGUGGAGUAUCAGCAGAGCUGACGCAAGCAAGGGGAGCGACCAUCUCCCGCCCGCGAGACCAUGA
Molecule: messenger RNA, 1899 nt
Organism: Aspergillus japonicus CBS 114.51
Lineage: Eukaryota; Fungi; Ascomycota; Eurotiomycetes; Eurotiales; Aspergillaceae
Product: putative MFS efflux transporter
Exons: 1
Coding region: 154-1647 (497 amino acids)
Biological process (GO): transmembrane transport
Cellular component (GO): membrane
Molecular function (GO): transmembrane transporter activity
Source: RefSeq, a predicted model, not a curated record